GGAAAUAAACCUGACAAACAACGCGCCAAGGAUUGGGAAAAAACACGAAAAUCAAGUAAUAUAAGCGGUGGUUCCUCGAUUCAUAUCCACAACAUCCACAAUUCGACAUUAUCAGGGAACUCUCUUACCGUUGCUGGGAACACUUCAACUACUAAAGCUACUACUGAAGCUACUACUAAACGCAAGCGAGAGGGCCUUAGAGAGAGGAAGGUGGUAUCUUAUGCCGAAAGCUCAACAGAUACAGAUACAAGUUUCGAUACAAAUUGUGAGGAGUCCAGGAGUGUUAAAAGACAAUCAAACCGAUUUGAUAUUAAAGAGUCCACCACUGAUAAUGACGAAGUAGAAAGUGAUCAUGAUUUUUCGUAUUUUGAGCUUGCCUACCGAGCUCUUGAUCCCUCAAAAAUGUGGGUUCUCAAGUCAUCUGGGCGUGUUGUUGAAAAAGUUAUAUACGAUCACGCACGAGAAUUAGAAUACGAUUCUUACUUACACUCUUUUAUUAUAAACGAUGCUGAUAGGGAGGCAAAAAAACUGUUUAACAAAAAUGAGUGGAACGAAAUAUUUUCCUCUAAUCCAAAACAUGUACCAAAAAUCGGCGAAAACAUUGUGAAUCUCUUGAAAAAAUACAAUGUAGACAAUUUACCUACCCUUCAAAAAGUUAUUUUUGAGCCCCUUUUUUCUGAUAAUGCUCCCUAUUCAACAGAUUUGGAUUAUAUUAACCUUGCGUAUAGGUCAAUGGAUAAG
This is a messenger RNA of Racocetra fulgida, 741 nucleotides long. NCBI's taxonomy places the organism in Eukaryota, Fungi, Glomeromycota, Glomeromycetes, Diversisporales, Gigasporaceae. The record is from the annotation of a GenBank genome assembly.